Nematolebias whitei (Rio pearlfish) is the source of this 276-nucleotide messenger RNA. RefSeq names its product 1-phosphatidylinositol 4,5-bisphosphate phosphodiesterase beta-1-like. The record is from RefSeq and is a predicted model, not a curated record. The transcript has 4 exons. Lineage: Eukaryota; Metazoa; Chordata; Actinopteri; Cyprinodontiformes; Rivulidae. The coding region runs from base 10 to 267 and encodes 85 amino acids.
GAUGAGCCAAUGGCUGGAGCACAGCCGGGAGUUCAUGCGCUGCAGCUCAAGCCCGUGUCCGUGCCCGAGUGUUUGAGAAGGGGCAACAAAUUUAUGAAAUGGGACGAUGACUCUACCACUGUGACCCCUGUGACCCUAACAGUGGACCCAAAAGGCUACUUCCUGUAUUGGACCGACCAGAACAAGGAAACGGAGCUGUUGGAUAUUGCCUACAUUAAAGAUGCCAGAAAUGGAAAGUGCACUAAAACGCCAAAGGUUGUAAGGUGAAAGUGGCUG